AUGUCUGGUGCCACCAUUCUGCUGUUCCUCCAGAGCUUGUCACGUAGGAAACCGCUAGAGCCUGAGGGUGAAGUGUCCAAUUUUCGGCGUUGCCUGACCACCCUCGACCUGGUAGCUCUGGGGGUUGGCAGCACACUGGGGGCCGGUGUGUAUGUGCUGUCGGGAGAAGUGGCCAGAGCUGUGGCUGGGCCGAGCAUCAUAAUCUCUUUCCUGAUAGCAGCAGUGGCCUCCAUCUUUGCAGGACUAUGUUAUGCUGAAUUUGGUGCUCGUGUUCCCAAGACUGGCUCUGCCUAUCUCUACAGCUAUGUGACUGUGGGAGAAAUAUGGGCUUUUAUCACAGGCUGGAACCUGUUGUUGUCUUACGUUAUAGGAACAUCGAGUGUAGCCAGAGCAUGGAGUGGGACCUUCGAUGACCUCAUUGGAAAUGUCAUUGCCAACUCUCUGGGCAAACAGGCUGUGAUGGAUUUACCUGGAUUAGCUCCCUACCCAGACUUCUUUGCAGCUGGUCUCAUAAUGCUCUUGGCAGGGAUUCUUGCAUUUGGUGUGAAAGAGUCAGCCAUUGUAAAUAAGGUUUUUACAGCAGUUAACAUCCUGGUGUUGCUGUUUGUUAUCCUCUCUGGCUUCAUAAAGGGGAACAUCAACAACUGGUACAUCAGUGAAGACUCUCUCCUAAAUGGAUAUGAAAACCACACAUCACUGAAUGAAACCUCCAGAUAUGGCAGUGGGGGAUUUUUCCCUUUUGGCCUUGAGGGAACUUUAGCAGGAGCAGCCACUUGCUUUUAUGCAUUUGUUGGAUUUGACUGCAUCGCUACAACAGGAGAAGAAGUUCAAAACCCUCAGAAGUCAAUCCCACUCGGCAUUGUUGCGUCCCUCCUCAUCUGCUUCUUGGCUUACUUUGGCGUGUCUGCUGCCCUGACUCUCAUGAUGCCAUACUAUUUGCUCAGUGUUCACAGCCCGCUGCCUGUGGCCUUUACGUACAUCGGCUGGGGCCCUGCAAAGUACGCAGUGGCUGUGGGAUCUCUCUGUGCACUGUCAACAAGCCUACUGGGAUCAAUGUUCCCGAUGCCCCGUGUUCUUUUUGCUAUGGCCAGGGAUGGACUCCUCUUCAGACCUCUCAGUAAAAUGAGUGACAGACAAAGUCCUGUCAUAGCAACCCUGGCUUCAGGGAUUGUAGCAGCUAUCAUGGCGUUAUUGUUUGACCUGAAGGCGCUGGUUGACAUGAUGUCCAUUGGAACCCUCUUUGCCUACACACUUGUUGCUGUAUGUAUCCUCAUAUUAAGAUAUCAAGCAGAUCUCAGCGAUGAUUCAAGCAUCAGCAAACCAGAACCCUUCACAGUUAGCGGAGUAAUAUAUCCUCCUUCACAAGUCACCACGAGGACAUCAAAAAACGUGUCUGUUUUAACAGUUUUUAUCAUCUUUUUAGCUAUCAUCCUAAGCCUCCUCAUAUCUGGGGCUGUAGAAUCCCUGCAGGCUCUUGAGUGGUGGAGUUUAGUUUGUGUCUCUGUGAUCGUACUGAUGCUGAUCCUCAGUAUCCUGAUCAUCUUGAGACAACCACAAAGUACAACAACUGCAGCUUUCAUGGUUCCUUUUGUGCCAUUGCUUCCUAUUUUCAGCACCUUUGUCAAUGUCUAUCUAAUGGUUCAACUUGGAUCAGACACAUGGAUCCGCUAUGCAGUGUGGAUGGCUGUAGGUUUAAUCAUCUACUUUUGUUACGGGGCUCACCACAGUGUGCAGAAACAAAGGCUUCAAAAUUCACACAACCGAGUCAGUAUUCACAGUAUUUCCACCACUAUAGUGCAAAACACUGAACCUGGACAAGAUUAUAUUGACUAA
Lates calcarifer (barramundi perch) is the source of this 1833-nucleotide messenger RNA. RefSeq names its product cationic amino acid transporter 2 family protein. NCBI's taxonomy places the organism in Eukaryota, Metazoa, Chordata, Actinopteri, Centropomidae. Gene Ontology annotation, molecular function: amino acid transmembrane transporter activity. Gene Ontology annotation, cellular component: plasma membrane. Gene Ontology annotation, biological process: amino acid transport; transmembrane transport. The transcript has 11 exons. The coding region runs from base 1 to 1833 and encodes 610 amino acids. The record is from RefSeq and is a predicted model, not a curated record.